AUGAGUGAGACACCAGUGUGCCUUCUUGCCUUGGAUGGCGGUGGCAUUCGGGGCCUUUCUGAGCUCUUGAUACUCGAGGAGAUCAUGGAUAGGAUCAAAUAUGAUCUAGGCAUGGCGGACGAUCCAUUACCUGCCGACUUCUUCGACCUUAUAGGUGGGACAUCGACUGGAGGCUGGAUUGCCCUCCUCCUGGGACGUGUGCGCUUAUCAGUGCCCGAAGCCCGAAAGGCAUAUAUCAGGAUCGCCAAGGAAGUCUUCUCGAUGGAUCGAUAUGCGAGGAAGAGCAAGUUUGAUGGGAAAAAGCUUGAAGAACGAGUCAAGCGGGUCCUUCAACGUAACCUUGGGGAAAGUCAUAGCGAAGAAAGGCUACUCGAUCGUUCGAGUCCGUCCUGCAAGACGUUCGUCUGCGCUGUCCCAAAGCAAGACACCCAGGCCCGGGGCAAGUCGCGCAACGUCUGCAACACCGGAGCGGGCCUCGCUCGUGGUGUGAGGCUCUCCAACCCCGAGGUGACCAACCCUGUGGGCUUGAUCAAUGCGCUUAAAGAUAUCGCAAACGAAGCGGAUGCGACGGCAGAAAGAGUGCAGCAACAGUUGCGGCAUCUAGAGGCAGGGACAUAUUUCCGUUUCAACGUCGAUCACGGUCUUGAUGAGAUCGCGCUGGAAGAGUGGGAGCACCUCAGUGAGGUCCGCACAUAUACGAAAGAGUAUCUGGAUCAAGAUGAGAUAUCAUCAAACAUUGACAAGAUCGUUCUAGCUCUAUUAACUUCCAAGGCGGACCUAAGCCAGGGUUCCUCACGUGCUUACGUCCAAGUAUCGGUCCCUCGGUCAUCGUUAUCAACGGCAAGGCGCUUUACACGUAAAACCCAAAGGCAGCGCUGGCGGGCUCCCGAACUCCGACCUGAAUUUAAUGUUACGGUGGAGGACUUUGCCGUUACCGGCGGGUCUUUUCAAGAGAACCCCGAAGUCUUUGAGGACGAUUAUUCCGAAUAUUAUCAGCUUGAUUCAGCCCCACCGCCUUCCAGCGGAAGAUACAGCCAACAGUGGAUCGGUCCGUUCCAGAACCCAUCCCUAGGAGAUGGGCCCGCCGACUUUGUCGGACGUGAUGCCAUCCUCGCCCAAGCCCUGGAGCUGGUCCGAGCAACGACGGCCAAUGGAAUAUGCAUACGAACUGCUAUCGAGGGUCACGGAGGGAACGGCAAGACCCGGAUCGCCCUUGAAGUCGCCUCCCGCAUCUACCAACAAGAUCCUAAUUUCAGCGUCUUCUGGGUAUCCGCCGUCGAUGCGGCGACUUUCGAGAACGGAUACUGCGAGAUCGGCCAUGCUUUAAACGUACCAAACGUCGGGGAUGACAGGGCAGACUUCAAGUCGCUUGUCAAGACCGCGUUAAGCCAAUGCGCCUCAGAUUGGCUUCUAGUCAUAGACAACGCUGAUGACAUGGACUUGUUUUACGGCAAGCGCACGUCUUUUCACAAGUAUCUCCCCUUCACCCGCGAGAGUGCUGGCUACAAGGGUUCUAUCCUAUUCACCACCAGGAGCCAUAAAGUUGCCGUCCAAUUGGCUACGGGGCGAGGAUUCAUCGUUGACGUCCAAAGAAUGACCAGGGGCGAAGCGCAUUCGCUAUUAGAGCGUUGUAUAGGUCCAACCCAGCCCGCAGACGCCGAAAACGUGUCGCAACUAUUGGACUACCUGAAAGAUCAACCACUCGCUAUCAAGCAAGCUACGGCCUACAUCCAGCGACACAGGGUAACCAUAGCGGAGUACUUGGGACUAUGCGACUCGAGGGAUUCACGUAACAAAAGUUCCCAGAAACCUGUAGACAAAGGCCCUGAAGCUCAAGGUAGCCACCGGGAUGCUGGAGCUCGAAGCGACCACAGGGAUGCUGGAGGUCAGAAAGACCACCAAGAUACUGGAAAACCAGUUACGGCAUCUCUCCGUGUUUCCUUGGAACAGAUCGCCCGCUCCGAGCCGCUAGCGACGGAAUACAUCAAGUUCAUGUCUUUCUUAAUCGAAAAGGACAUUUCAUUCGACAUUCUACCGGCACCUCAGCACAAUCGCCGACGGUUGAUUGCAGCAAUUGAUGUGUUGAAGCGGUACGGCCUUAUUAGCGAGAACCGCAAAGAGCUGUACCAGAUGCACCGGCUCGUCCGAGUAGAGUCAGUUCUUGUGGGGAAGCUUGCGGCAAGCAGCCGCCUCCUCGGGAAGCAUGACGAGGCUGAAGAUCUAUACCGGUUGAACCUACGGCUGCAGAAAGAAAUGCUUGGACCCAACGCCCACGAAACCCUUGCUACUAUGAGGAAUCUUGCAGAUUCUCUAAGGCAGCAAAAGAAGUAUAAGGAAGCCGAAGAUCUCUACCAGCAGACCCUCGACCUAUCCACAUAUACACAUGGAUCCAAAACGCCUGAAACCCUUGCUACUAUGAAUCAUCUCGCAAAUACCCAAUCCUCCCAAGGGAAGUAUAAGGCGGCUGAAGAUACCUACUUGCAGGCCGUAGAGCUCGCGGAAGAUCUACAUGGACCUGAAGCCUCCGGAACCCUUACUAUCAUGAACAAUCUCGCAGACUGCUUACAAAGUCAGGGGAUGGUGAAGGAGGCCGAGGAACUGUCCCGGUACACCCUACAGCUCAGAAGAAAAGCGGCUGGACUUGAAGCCGCUGACACCAUUAUGAAUAUUCAUAACCUCGCAGAUUCCCUAUUCGCGCAGGAAAAGUAUAGGGAAGCUGAAGAUCUCUACGAUUCGGCCCUACAGCUAUGGAGAAAAGCGCGUGGACCAGAAGCCCCCGAAACCAUCACUGCUAUGAAUAAUCUCGGGCAUUCCCUCUACAAACAGAAGCAGUAUAAGGCGGCCGAAGAGCGAUGGCAGGAAACCCUACAGCUGCAAAAAGAGUCUUUGGACCUGAAGCCCAUAAAACAGCCCAGACUAUGA
Molecule: messenger RNA, 2922 nt
Organism: Parascedosporium putredinis
Lineage: Eukaryota; Fungi; Ascomycota; Sordariomycetes; Microascales; Microascaceae
Source: the annotation of a GenBank genome assembly